AUGAGAGAGCGUGAAUUGAAGCAGAGAACAGAGUGCGAGUUUUGUGAGAGCGGGUUUCGCCUUAUUUAUAGCCACCACCCAGAUCUGAGAUUCACUUACCCCUGCAAUUCCUUCGUCAUAGGCAGCGACGAAGAUUUUCAAGUUCUGUUCCAUUGUCGUCAGCAAUUUUUCGAGGUGAGGACCCCUGAGCUAUUGGCCAAGUUUGUAGAUGUGGUCUCUAAUUCAGGAAGUUCAAACCAGAAUCCUCAGCCUUCAUCCACGGUAGCCUGCUUUAGUUUGAUGCAGGUUGGUGCCUCUUCAUUUGUGCCCGUGAUUGAGCCUGAGGCAGUUUUGGUUGCCUCCCCAUCAUUCGCUGCUGAUCUAAACUGUACUCGUGACGGAGAAAUAGAUGAUACUGGACCCUUCGGUGAUGUUGCGAUUGCAAUGACUGCUACUCCUGAUGUGGUACUGGAUUCCCGACAAGGUGGAGCACCAAAUGGUGUGGAAGAUGUACUGCAGGAUGAUGAUCAUGAUGAUGAUGUAGAGCCCGUCACGGUUGUCGAUGAUAACGAUGAUGACAUAGCGAGGAGUACUCCAGCUGGGGAUGGUGGAGCAGCUAGUUCAGGAAUGCAUCUCCGCCAGCGUAAAGGUAUUUGGGAGAUAAAACGGUACAAUGGACCGCAUACUUGUCUGGCUACUUCGAUAUCUAGUGAUCACAGGAGGCUUGAUUACUAUGUGAUCUCGGCCUUCAUACUGCCUAUGAUUAGAGUCAUUGCUGCCGUGUCGAUCAAGGUACUGCUAAAUGCGACAAAGGCCCAUUUGGUUUUAGACCGAUUUACAGGAGGGUUCGGUUGGCUAAGCAGAAGUGUUGACGGGACCCAGUUGUACGGCAAACACAAUGGUACACUGCUCGUUGCGAUUGCUCAUGAUGGUAAUUCCAAUAUCAUUCAUGUUGCAUUCGCACUUGUGGAGGGUGAGAAUGCAGAAUCGUGGUCAUUCUUCUUAUCCCACCUUCGACAACACGUAACGCAUCAACCAAGUAUUCUUGUCAUAUCGGAUAGGAACAACAGGAUCAAGGCUGCACUAGAGGCUCCUGAUGGUUGUUGGCUUCCGCCUAAUACAUGCUGGGCAUUUUGUAUCUGA
Arachis ipaensis is the source of this 1122-nucleotide messenger RNA. RefSeq lists its product as uncharacterized. Lineage: Eukaryota; Viridiplantae; Streptophyta; Magnoliopsida; Fabales; Fabaceae. The record is from RefSeq and is a predicted model, not a curated record.